AUGGCAUACCGCGACUACGACAGCCGGCCCCGCUACUCGAGCCGCUACGAACCGAACACCUCACGGUCGCGCGACUACGAGCAUGUGAAGGGCCACCACGACUAUCCCUACGAUCGCCGUCGCACCGACUACUCUGCGUACUACGCUCCAGACCAACUGCGCGCCGCCGACUACGACGAUCGUUACGCCGAUGGCUACACCUACGCCUAUGCCGCCUACGACCUGCGCAACCGCGACUGCUACCCGCCCACCCCGCCUCCAACGGCCUCGUACCGCAUCGAACGGCGCCGUCGAGCAUCGUGGCCGCCAUGCCCCACUGUCGAGGAUCUCGAAGUAGCUCUUGCGAAAGAGGUGAAUCAUGUCUUGGAGGGCGGGAAGCGAGGGGACGAGGCCCCCAACCGCGGCUGCAUUGAUCAAGACCCCAUAAUGGUCGAGGUGGAGGAGGAGAUGUGGCGCUUCAACCCAGAGCGUCGUUUCGUGCUCGUGCCGGGUGCUGGCGAUGAUGAUGAUGAUGAUGCAGAGAAGCGUUUUGACGACGUUCGGACUCGAGGAAGCAUGCACCAACACGCGGAUCGUCAUAGGGCACCGCCCUUGCAUACCGAUCUGCACGAUCCACCCGUCAACACCGCACGUUCACGCUCGCCCUAUUCCUACAGCCGCACGCCUGUUGACACCAAGAACGAGUCCUCCAGCGACUCAUACCUUUCACCCAAGUCUGCGGCAACCCCAGCCACCUUUGGCAGGGUGCCCGGAGCAAGGUCCGACAGGAAUGGAAAUGCAGACCACGUCAAGUCUCGGCCUGCUCCACUGCAAACAGAAUCGCUGUUCCCUGCUGAUCCACGACGUGAGAAUGGUAUAUCCGACGGCUCAGACGUAUCUGCAGACGAGUCACUCAAGCUGCGGACACGUCGGAGAUCGACACGGUACUCGUUCAGUCCAGCCGAGUUGAAGAAAGAUGACCUUCGCACUUCCAUACAUGACCUAAAUUCCCCGUCCGAGCGUGUUGCGUCACCCUACUCUUACGCCCCUGCCGACCUGAAGAAAGAGGACGUCAGAACUCCUUUGACCCCUUCCGCUACUGGGCGAGACCGCUUGCCGUCCCCUUAUUCCUACACCCCUGCGGAGUCGAGAAAUGAUAACCUAAAGCAUCCUGCGCUCGACUCUGAACCAAUUCGAGAGCGUCUGUCAUCCCCUUAUUCGUACAACCCUUCUGACCUGAAAGAGGACAUUCGAGGCGUUCCACGAGAACGAUCUGUGAACUCACGGGCCGGUUCCCCUCGUCCAGAUGAUCAGAACCUGCGCUCACCAUCUCCGCGCAUCGAGAUCAACAGCGGUCGCCCCGAGCGCGUAUCCACGUUUCCAAUUACCAAUUCGCCAAGAGAGCGGUCGAGGCCUGUAUCUCGACAAAGUCGUUACGAGUCGACCUUAGCCGAUGAGACCGACCCUUAUUUGAAGGGGGCCCCUCCGAGGAUCGAUAUACAGUCUCCUUCGCCAGCCCGCCAUCCAGCUUCAAAGUCGACGACAUCGUUACCAUAUCCUGUGGACGACAGCCCAACGUUGAUGAUGCCAGAAGAACACAGCUAUCAGUUCAUCCCCGAGAGCCCACGAAGUCCCAAAAGGACUAUUUCUGAUUUCCCGCGUGGCCCAGCGGCCAUGCCAAUACCGAGCCACGUGCGAGAGGAAGUUGACGCUGCUAGAUCACCCUUGCGCCGCUCUUAUUCAGAGAGCAGCGUGCAGAAAGAGCGUACCGACCUGCACACAACGCCAGCGUCUACUCGUGGAAAGGAGCUGCAGAGAGAAAUAGUCCCGGAGAUGCCAGACCUACCUUUACCGCCGUGCCCGCGACCGACGUACUCUACGGAGUUCGUAGACUGGUAUACUCUGGACAGCGCACCGUCAUUCGACAUUUGUCCUGACUGUCUCGAACAUUUCAUCGGCCACUCCCUUUUCCGGAAGUACUUCGUGAAGGCACCUCCAACGGACAUCGCGAAGAAAUGUCACUUUAGUUCUCCAUGGUACCGACUGGCCUGGUUGAUGACGUUGAAAGAGAAGCGAAGAGACUUGGACCUGGUCUUUUCAUUGACCUCAAUUACUGCUACCGAAGAUCCUUGCCCCGGUGAGCAUGAGGAUGUGCGGCCGUGGUAUGGUCUACUCAACAAGAGAGGCAGUGACUUUAUUCCCAACCUUCAAAUAUGCGAGCGGGAUCUGUUGUACCUCGAAGCCCUUAUGCCAACACUCCGUGGAUAUUUCCAGCUCAUCGACUCCUCAUCAACACGGUUGUGCUCCUUCAGGACAAAGAGCAAGCGCUUUGCACAAUACCUCGAUCUGCUGCUCGACAUCCAUGAACGAGCGUUAAUGUCCCGCAGCGGCACUCCGGAUUUCUCCCGAUUCAUAGAGCUUGCAAAUCAGCACGCGUGGAAGCGAGAAUGCUCACGCGACAAGGUCCUCCUCGGUAGCCUUUGGCACACCCACCCAGGCCUCCCUGAGUUCACCGUUUGCGAGGAAUGCUAUGAAGAUGUGGUGUACCCGGACGUGAAGCGGGGGUCCAGACUAGCCGAUGAGGUCACGCGGACAUUGGGAUUCGUCCCAAGCGAAGCGGAGCUCGUGACCGGCGAAGGCAACUCGUGUCAGCUGUACAGCCCGCGCAUGCGCCGGGUUUGGGCGCGCGCCGUUCAAGACGACGACGCCGUCUAUCUAGCGCGCAAGGUCCGUGAGCGGAGGAAAAUGCAGCGUGAUCUGAACAACCAGCAAAGAUCCCUGAGGCGCCUUUUGGAGGAGACGAUGCGUGAGCGUGAGCUGGGCUACUCGUACGGCAGCGGUAGCGUAGGCCAGGGUCUGGAUCCCGAAAGGGUCAAAGAAGAGUUGGAGAAGAUUCAGAGAGAAUGGAGAGAUUGGGAGUAA
Messenger RNA from Lasiodiplodia theobromae, 2901 nucleotides. Its product is annotated as Ser arg-related nuclear matrix protein. The transcript is spliced from 2 exons. The record is from RefSeq and is a predicted model, not a curated record. Lineage: Eukaryota; Fungi; Ascomycota; Dothideomycetes; Botryosphaeriales; Botryosphaeriaceae. Bases 1 to 2901 code for a protein of 966 amino acids.